CCACUCUCUCAAUCCUCCCUCCUCCCUUCCGCCAUCCUCCCUCUUCUCAUUUGUCCUCUGCCUCUCCGGGCGGCAGCUGCGCGCGUGCUCGCCAGCAUCUCGCCCAUCGGACCCAUCUUCACAUGUCGCUAGCCUCCCCGGGGUGACGCCGAGGGCCGCUCGGGUGAUGCGAAGAGACAGAGGGUCUGGUAAUCUCGAGACUGGAUUUCUCUUUCUUUGGGGUUUUUUUGGCUUUGGAAUUUCGUCUGUGCCGGAAUGUUUCCACUGGAUCACUCGGCAUACGGGAGGGAAAUGUGAUCCAAAGUCGGCUGCGCAAAGGAAGCGGGAUCAUGCGUUGCUUUAGCGGAUUAAUCCGCCCUGUGAUAGCGCUGCGUGACAACACCCCCCCCUCCAUCCCGCUGCCCUUCUCUUCCUCCUCUUCCUCCUCCUGCCGCCGCUUCUGCACUCUGAAUUGUUGCUGUUGUGUGUCAGGACAAACGCCGAAAUCAACUGUCACGAGGGCUUAAAACAAAAGAUAGAAUAUAUAGAGAGAGAAUCAAAGCAGAAGCAAGAAUUCUGGGACAGUCGACAUCCCAAGGGAGACAGAAUUUAGGUGCGGUGGGAUUCUGCCAGGGCAAAAGCUGCUGGAUCAUCCUGCAUCUGGGAAUUUCAUAUUUUCCUGCACUCACACGCUAGGACAUGGUGAGGCGUACGCGUGCAUGCUAAGUAGGAAUUAGGUUUGGGUGUUUUUUUUUUUUUUUUUUUUUGCUGCAGCGCCGCACUCUCAUGCACGGAUACAGAACCUUUCCACCCUUCCUUCUGCUCCUGUGUCGUCGUCUUCUCUCCUUUCUUUCUUUCCACUUCAAGUUGAGAGUCGGUUGGGACUCGAAGGCAGACUAAUCGUCCGAUUGUCUGACUACACCUACUCUCCAUGCAUGUCCCUCUUGUCCUAUUGGCCUUCUCUGUGUGUGGAUUAUUUGUGUAUUCCGUCGUCUCCACCUUGGUCCGGAACGUUUAUGACACAUGCCGAGAACAGGAUUAACCCCUAAUGAGCCAUAAAGAAAGGCCCGGAAGGAUGAGCGAGUGUUCCAGGGCCACCGCAACGGGUGCAGUGAUCCUGGAGGAACCGGAGCCGUCAGGGACCUCGGGUGCCUCUGGGGCCCGUGGCGAGGGCCCGGCGCGAAACCGGGGCCCUUUGGGGUGUGCCCUGUGGCCCCGCCAGCAGACAUGGCUCUGCGUGGUUCCGCUCCUCAUCGGAUUCAUCGGGUUGGGUUUGAGUCUGAUGCUCCUCAAGUGGAUUGUGGUCGGGACUGUGCGGGAUUAUGUACCGACAGACCUGGUCGAUGCCAACCGGAUAGGACAGGACCCCAUCUUCCUCUCAAAGCCCAGCGGGAUUCCCAAAGGGCCCGAGACUACUACCACCACCACCACGGCCACAAACACUCCUAUCGCUGACUACAAGCCUAAAACUGUAACUGUUGGAAGAGGUAGAACUCGAUCCACCGAGACCUCCACGGCUAACCCAAGAACAAGCGGGGCCUCGGGUAGCCUGGCGACCCCUCGCAAUCACGGAAAUCGUAACGGACGCGUUCCGGUGGGUUUCACCACACCGCCUUGGCCCACCCUGAGAACGUCCAGUCCGUCUCCAUCUAAUCCUACCGUGCUACACGACUCCACACAGAUGUGGACUUCGGAACAUACCACCACAGGGGCCACCACCACCACAGCAGCCCACAGGCACGGCCACCACAAAACACCGUCUCCGACCGUGCCGCCGUUGCGCUCGGAGCAUUUCAAGCCGUGUCACGACAAGGACCUGGCCUACUGCCUGAACGGUGGCGAAUGCUUCGUCAUCGAGACCCUCGGCGGACCUCACAAGCACUGCAAGUGUCGAGAAGGCUACCAAGGCAUCCGCUGUGAUCAGUUCCUGCCCAAGACCGACUCCAUCCUGUCCGAUCCAAUGGACCACCUGGGCAUCGAGUUCAUGGAGAGCAGAGAAGUGUACCAGAGACAGCUGCUGUCCAUCACGUCCAUCGCUAUGGCAAUUGGCCUCCUGGGAGUGCUCUGUGUCGCCCUCUACUGCCGAAACAAGCAUCGGCGAGAGAAACUUCAAGCUCACCUGAAGGAAAAUCGAAGUGUGAAAAACUACACUACAAACGUCAUCAACGUGUUAGACUCCAAGACCAGGAAUGGCAAAGCCGACAUCAGAAUGCACCAGCAGUAUUGUAAACGUCAUUCUGCAUGUCGCCACAGUAACAUGUGUGACUCCGGCUUCACGCUGUCCAGAAGCACUCUGAAGCUCACCACGGAGCAGAAGAGUCUAGUGGCUCAUUGGUCCGCCACUCGCAGAACUCCGCCCAUUCCAGGAGGACGUCCCAAGGCUUUUGGUCCGGCGUAUCAGCACCUCCAAGAGGCGGAGCCUACUGAGAAGGAGCGCCAGGCUGAAGCGCCAGGCAGUUGCCCGCUAAAUAUGCAAUCUGCCGUCACUGCGCGCUCGCCUCCCGACGGCAUGCCGCGAAGCCCGACCCACCGCUCGGACCGUGUCCCCAUCGAGCCGUCCCUCCAGGGUCGCCACGAUGAUGAGGUUUUCUGUAUGCAAACCACGAUGUCAUCAAACGGCACCGCACCCCGCCGAGAAGACACCGGCCAGCGAUCCCCGGCGCCGUGUCAGCGGCGGCGACAAGGCGAAGAGCAGCAGGUGGCGUGGCUGCUGCUGCACAAAGCGCAGGAGCAUCUCCGGGCCUCAGCGCGGAGGCGGCACGAGGAAGGCUGCGGCGUCCCAUGUGGCGGCCCGCUGGUGGCGCAGGCCAGACAAACUGUUUGUUUCCUCAACCUUGGCGUGGGCGGAGCCGAUGGCCACGGUGUUGACGACUUGUCAGCCAAGAACCACAGUGUGAGUGCGCGUGUGUGCGUGCGUGUGUUCUCACGCGCUCCCCGUUGUUUUUUCAAAAGUUGCCAAUGGUCACUACGGCGUGCACAGGAACCAAAAAAGAGUAUAGGACACAAGGAGGGAAGGACACAAGGAGAGAAGGAAGCGCUCAUCUGAUUGAUUCUCAUCUGAUUUGACGAGUGGCGCCACCGCGCGGGCUGGCUGUUGAAAAAAGAAAUAAAUGUCUCUAUGUUGUAUCCUCA
Messenger RNA from Syngnathus acus (greater pipefish), 3111 nucleotides. Its product is annotated as pro-neuregulin-3, membrane-bound isoform. Gene Ontology annotation, biological process: intracellular signal transduction; nervous system development; animal organ development. The transcript is spliced from 11 exons. The record is from RefSeq and is a predicted model, not a curated record. The coding region runs from base 1028 to 3025 and encodes 665 amino acids. Gene Ontology annotation, molecular function: chemorepellent activity. NCBI's taxonomy places the organism in Eukaryota, Metazoa, Chordata, Actinopteri, Syngnathiformes, Syngnathidae.